AUGGCUUUACCAGUUUUCAAGUCAAGAUUAGAAAUUAUCAAUGCAAUCAGGACAUCUUACCAGCAGACAUCUUUGACACUGCGUGCGAUGUAUGAUUCUCGUAUCGAUGCAAUAGUCACAGACAAUCUUUUCAUUCGGAUUCCCAUUAUUGAUCAAAUUAAUGAAGGCUGGGGAGUCUUUGAUACUGCAAAUGUGUAUCAAGGCAAUGUUUAUCAGCUUGAAAAGCACUUAGAAAGAAUAAUGUUUUCAGCAGCAGGUGCAAAAAUCCCUGUUCCUCUCACUCUUGGACAAAUGAAAGAAAAAGUGCUGCAGUUAAUAUCUCUAUUUGACUGCAAUAAUUUAAGGGUUAGAGUAUUUCUCUCCAAAGGCUUAGUUGGUGAGUCUUCAGAAGCUCAAGGGAUAUUUUAUGCCUUAUUAUAUACAGACCCAAAUCAAGUCAAGCCAGAGACAGUAAAGGAGAGAAGUGUAUCAAUUCCUUUAAAGCCGAGAGAAUUAGCAGUGAUAAAGACCAAUAACUACUUAUGCAACACACUUUGCUCUUUGGAAGCUAAAGAGAAAGGAGGAUAUAUGGGAGUUAUGCUUGACGAAAAUGGGUACCUAGCUGAAUCUGCAAUGGCCAAUGUUGCUGUUAUUCUGCCUGGAGGGCAUUUCAGGACUCCUUUCCCUGAUAAAAUUCUUGAAGGAACAACAAUUAAGCGAGUCCUUCUUUUUUGUGAAGAACUUGUGAAAAAUGGUGAGCUUCAAAGUGCAUCCAGAGGAAAUAUAUCAUUAGAAGAAGCAAAGCAUAGUGAAGAAAUGCUAAUUGUUGGAGGCGAUAAUAUUGUUGGGAUAACUGAAUUUGACGGAGAGCCUAUUGGAAGUGGAGCUAUGGGAAUAAUUACAAGAAAAAUUAAAAAUUUCCUUCAGCAAGAUCAUGUAAGUAUUUAG
This is a messenger RNA of Blepharisma stoltei, 927 nucleotides long. NCBI's taxonomy places the organism in Eukaryota, Ciliophora, Heterotrichea, Heterotrichida, Blepharismidae. The record is from the annotation of a GenBank genome assembly.